This is a messenger RNA of Mustela lutreola (European mink), 9364 nucleotides long. It is a transcript of the gene GAPVD1, whose product is annotated as GTPase activating protein and VPS9 domains 1. Gene Ontology annotation, molecular function: actin filament binding; guanyl-nucleotide exchange factor activity; GTPase activator activity. Gene Ontology annotation, cellular component: endocytic vesicle; cytoplasm; cytosol. Lineage: Eukaryota; Metazoa; Chordata; Mammalia; Carnivora; Mustelidae. The record is from RefSeq and is a predicted model, not a curated record. Bases 133 to 4515 code for a protein of 1460 amino acids. The transcript is spliced from 26 exons. Gene Ontology annotation, biological process: regulation of GTPase activity; vesicle-mediated transport; regulation of actin cytoskeleton organization.
GGCGGCGGCGGCGGUAGCAGUUCGCGGCGACGGCGACGGUUCCGAGGCCGAGUGGCGGUGCGGCGAAACCUGGGUGCCCUCCUUCGUGUGAUCCCCGUGUGAUCAGCCUUUGUACCUUCUCCACAUUUGAAGAUGGUGAAGCUGGAUAUUCACACCUUGGCCCAUCACCUUAAGCAGGAACGCUUAUAUGUGAACUCUGAGAAACAGCUCAUUCAGAGGCUCAAUGCAGAUGUCCUUAAGACAGCUGAAAAGUUGUAUCGUACAGCAUGGAUUGCUAAGCAGCAGAGAAUUAAUUUGGAUCGGCUUAUCAUAACCAGUGCUGAAGCUUCCCCUGCUGAAUGUUGCCAACAUGCCAAGAUUUUGGAAGAUACACAGUUUGUUGAUGGAUACAAGCAAUUGGGAUUUCAGGAGACUGCUUAUGGAGAAUUCUUGAGUCGAUUAAGGGAAAAUCCUCGUCUUAUUGCCUCCUCUUUGGUUGCUGGGGAGAAGCUGAAUCAGGAGAACACACAAAGUGUUAUAUACACAGUUUUUACCUCCCUUUAUGGCAACUGCAUCAUGCAAGAAGAUGAAAGCUACCUCCUUCAGGUUUUGAGAUACUUGAUUGAAUUUGAACUUAAAGAAAGUGACAACCCCAGGAGACUUUUGAGGAGAGGAACCUGUGCCUUCAGCAUCUUAUUUAAACUUUUUUCUGAAGGACUGUUUUCCGCCAAACUUUUCCUCACAGCCACUUUACAUGAGCCAAUCAUGCAGCUGCUUGUUGAAGAUGAAGACCACCUGGAGACAGAUCCAAACAAGCUGAUCGAUAGGUUCUCCCCAUUACAACAGGAAAAGCUCUUUGGAGAGAAAGGCUCAGAGAGAUUCAGGCAAAAGGUUCAAGAGAUGGUAGAUUCCAAUGAGGCCAAACUGGUGGCUCUGGUGAACAAGUUUAUUGGUUAUCUCAAACAGAACACGUACUGCUUUCCACAUAGUUUGAGGUGGAUUGUGUCACAGAUGUACAAAACCCUCUCCUGUGUAGACAGACUGGAAGUUGGGGAGGUCAGGGCAAUGUGUACUGAUCUCCUCUUGGCCUGCUUCAUUUGUCCCGCAGUUGUCAAUCCAGAACAGUAUGGAAUAAUUUCUGAUGCUCCUAUUAAUGAGGUAGCAAGAUUUAAUCUGAUGCAGGUUGGCCGCCUUUUGCAGCAGUUGGCAAUGACCGGCUCUGAAGAAGGAGAUCCCCGGACAAAGAGCAGCCUUGGAAAAUUUGAUAAAAGCUGUGUUGCUGCCUUUCUUGAUGUUGUGAUUGGGGGCCGUGCAGUGGAGACCCCUCCAAUGUCCUCCGUUAAUCUUCUGGAAGGAUUGAGCAGAACUGUGGUUUAUAUAACGUAUAGUCAGCUUAUUACUCUGGUGAAUUUUAUGAAGAGUGUGAUGUCUGGAGAUCAGCUGAGAGAAGAUAGGAUGGCUCUUGACAAUUUAUUGGCAAACCUGCCCCAGGCAAAGCCGGGAAAAAGCAGCAGUUUGGAAAUGACCCCGUAUAAUACUCCUCAGCUGUCUCCAGCAACCACUCCAGCAAAUAAAAAGAAUCGAUUGCCUAUAGCAGCUCGAAGUAGAAGCCGCACCAAUGUGCUAAUGGACUUACAUAUGGACCAUGAAGGAUCAUCUCAAGAAACCAUCCAGGAAGUACAGCCAGAAGAGGUGUUGGUCAUUUCCUUAGGGACAGGUCCCCAGCUCACUCCAGGGAUGAUGUCAGAAAAUGAGGUCUUAAACAUGCAACUUUCGGAUGGAGGACAAGGAGAUGUCCCUGUCGAUGAAAACAAACUCCACGGUAAACCUGAUAAAACCUUGCGCUUUUCCCUCUGCAGUGAUAAUCUGGAAGGAAUAUCUGAAGGUCCAUCAAAUCGCUCUAAUUCAGUGUCCUCUCUAGACCUGGAAGGAGAGUCUGUAUCAGAACUUGGAGCAGGACCUUCUGGGAGUAAUGGAGUUGAAGCUCUCCAGCUAUUAGAGCAUGAACAAGCUACAACACAAGAUAAUCUUGAUGAUAAGCUAAGGAAGUUUGAAAUACGUGACAUGAUGGGACUGACAGAUGACAGAGAUAUAUCAGAAACAGUGAGUGAGACCUGGAGUACAGAUGUCUUGGGAAGUGAUUUUGAUCCUAACAUUGAUGAAGAUCGCUUACAAGAAAUUGCAGGUGCAGCAGCAGAGAACAUGUUAGGCAGUUUACUGUGCCUGCCAGGUUCAGGGUCAGUGCUUCUUGACCCCUGCACUGGUUCUACCAUAUCAGAGACAACAAGCGAAGCUUGGAGUGUAGAGGUAUUGCCAAGUGACUCAGAGGCCCCGGAUCUAAAGCAGGAGGAGCGUCUACAAGAGCUGGAGAGCUGCUCUGGACUAGGUAGCACGUCUGAUGAUACAGAUGUCAGGGAGGUCAGUUCCCGCCCCAGCACACCAGGCCUCAGUGUUGUGUCGGGCAUAAGUGCAACCUCUGAGGAUAUUCCCAAUAAGAUUGAAGACCUGAGAUCCGAGUGCAGCUCUGAUUUUGGUGGUAAAGAUUCUGUCACUAGUCCAGACAUGGAUGAAGUAACUCAUGGCGCCCACCAGCUGACCUCUCCUCCUUCCCAGUCCGAGUCUGUACUUGCCAUGUUUGAUCCACUGUCUUCACAUGAAGGAGCUUCUGCUGUGGUAAGGCCAAAGGUUCAUUAUGCCAGGCCGUCGCAUCCACCACCAGAUCCCCCAAUCCUGGAAGGAGCUGUGGGAGGAAAUGAGGCCAGGUUGCCGAACUUUGGUUCUCAUAUGUUAACUGCAGCAGAAAUGGAGGCAUUCAGGCAAAGGCAUUCUUACCCAGAGAGAUUAGUUCGCAGCAGGAGCUCUGAUAUAGUGUCAUCUGUUCGGCGACCCAUGAGUGACCCCAGCUGGAACCGUCGUCCAGGGAAUGAAGAGCGAGAACUCUCUCCAGCCGCAGCCAUUGGUGCUACUUCUUUGGUGGCUGCACCUCACUCAUCAUCUUCAUCCCCGAGUAAGGACUCCUCAAGAGGAGAGACUGAAGAACGCAAAGAUAGCGAUGAUGAGAAAUCAGACAGGAACAGACCUUGGUGGAGAAAACGUUUUGUUUCUGCCAUGCCUAAAGCUCCUAUACCAUUUAGAAAGAAAGAAAAACAAGAAAAAGACAAAGAUGAUGUGGGGCCUGACAGAUUCUCAACACUCACAGAUGAUCCCAGCCCUAGACUCAGUGCGCAAGCUCAGGUCGCUGAGGAUAUUCUGGACAAAUACAGGAAUGCCAUUAAGCGAACCAGCCCCAGUGAAGGAGCAAUGGCGAGCUAUGAAAGUACAGAGGUCAUGGGCGACGGUGAGAGCGCCCAUGACUCUCCUCGAGAGGAGACGCUGCAGAACAUCUCCGCCGACGACCUCCCGGAUUCCGCGAGCCAGGCGGCCCACCCCCAGGAUUCUGCUUUCUCGUACAGAGACGCAAAAAAGAAACUGAGACUUGCUCUUUGCUCUGCGGAUUCUGUUGCUUUCCCAGUGCUCACCCAUUCAACAAGGAACGGUUUACCGGACCAUACAGACCCAGAGGACAAUGAAAUUGUAUGCUUCUUAAAAGUUCAAAUAGCUGAAGCAAUUAAUUUACAAGAUAAGAACUUAAUGGCUCAACUUCAAGAAACAAUGCGUUGCGUGUGCCGCUUUGAUAACAGAACUUGCAGAAAACUGCUGGCCUCUAUCGCUGAGGACUACAGGAAAAGGGCGCCCUAUAUUGCUUAUCUCACUCGCUGUCGGCAAGGACUGCAGACCACACAGGCCCACCUGGAAAGGCUACUUCAGCGGGUGUUGCGGGACAAAGAGGUGGCCAAUCGUUACUUCACCACUGUCUGUGUGAGGUUGCUGCUUGAGAGCAAAGAAAAGAAGAUCAGGGAAUUCAUUCACGACUUUCAGCAACUCACAGCAGCUGAUGAUAAAACUGCUCAGGUAGAAGAUUUUCUGCAGUUCCUCUAUGGUGCGAUGGCCCAGGACGUCAUAUGGCAGAACGCGAGCGAGGAGCAGCUUCAGGACGCCCAGCUGGCCAUCGAGCGCAGUGUGAUGAAUCGGAUUUUCAAGCUUGCUUUCUACCCUAACCAGGACGGUGACAUACUGCGUGACCAGGUUCUUCAUGAACAUAUUCAGAGACUGUCUAAAGUAGUGACUGCAAAUCACAGAGCUCUUCAGAUACCAGAGGUUUAUCUUCGGGAAGCCCCUUGGCCAUCUGCACAGUCGGAAAUCAGGACAAUAAGUGCUUAUAAGACCCCCCGGGACAAAGUGCAGUGUAUCCUGCGCAUGUGCUCCACCAUCAUGAACCUCCUGAGUCUGGCCAAUGAGGACUCUGUCCCCGGAGCAGAUGACUUCGUGCCUGUUUUGGUAUUUGUGUUGAUAAAGGCAAAUCCGCCCUGCUUGCUCUCCACUGUCCAGUAUAUCAGUAGUUUUUACGCCAGCUGUCUGUCUGGAGAGGAAUCCUAUUGGUGGAUGCAGUUCACAGCAGCAGUGGAAUUCAUUAAAACUAUUGAUGACCGAAAGUGACCAAGACCAAGGCCCACCAAGGCCUCAGACUGUUAGGCGGGCAAACAGAUCUCUUAGAAAAUGUACCAGCUGCUUUGAAGGCUGAAGAUUGUUUUUGUAUAAUAUUGUACAGCAUUCAGACAUUUUAAAACAGAUCUUUACUAAACAGAUUAAUGAGCUAACAAGCAGGUUCUCUUUUCUUUGGGCUCUUUUCCUUUCUGUUGCAUAUUUGGUUAUUUUCUUGUCCCAAGUAGAGAAUUAGUACUGCAAAAAGGGACCACAUUUUUCAGGUAUUUUGAAAUAUUAAAAAACAGAACAAAAUCUAGAAAAUUCCUAGAUCUCCAUUCAUGGAUACCCAUUCUUUCCUUUUAUUUAAAAAAAAAAUAAAAAGAACAGUACACCUCUUUUUAGAUGCUGUCUAAUCUUAUAUGCAUCUAAUGGAAGGAAGAUACCAGUUGCACUGAGAAUUAUAAUGGUGGUGACAUUAGUGGCAUUAUCUAUAAAUACACUCACCGAAAUGAAAAGCUAAGAAGGAAAUGUAAAUAUAAUAUAUAUUUAUAUUUGAUGUAAUAUGGACAUCUUCAGAUUCUAAUAAACAAGGAGUAUUGCUGAUAGUAGGCUGUGAUGUACCCUCUUGUGAAAUGGUUUCCUGGACAAAGUUUAAGCUGAGCUUAAUAGCAGCAAACAAAUACACAGAAAUAUUUAUUAAAGUGGAAAACAGUUUCUUGAACUUUCUAGGUGUGGAGUUUGAUGCACAAGACUGCCUCUGAUGAGGGUAUACUCACUUAGACAUUCCUCACCACGGACGUCUUUGAGCCCACAGGAGGAAGGAGGUAGACCCUUUAAUCGCCACACAUUGCGUACAAAGGAACAGUAGACACCUAAUAGGUUACUGUGGUACUUCUUAUCUGAAAUACUAGAUACAGUGUAGAAACCCCAAACUGAACUCCUUUCAAACCUUUAAUUGUAAUAUAUUUUUGAUGAUGAUUCACAUUGAAUGACAGACCAGGAAUUCAGUGAAUGUCAUUUUUUUAAAAACUGAUUUGUAUUGUCUGCUCUAGUGAUACAGGUUUUACUAGUGAUAAACUAUUUUAACCAACCAUAUUAUUCUUAUGGAAAAAAGUCUAUUUUGGCAGGUUUCUGUGCCUUUUAUUUCCCUCUUCUGAACAAAAGUCUAUGUUUCUGUAUUUUGGUUUGAUUGUAUAUUGAUAAUCAGGAAUGGGUUUUGGUGUCUGAGAAAUUGGCCAUGGAGGCACACCAAAGCUUCAAGCACAAGUCCUGUACAUAAGUCACGACUGACUGGUUUCACUUUGUACAUUUCCUAAACAUGGGGAGCUGCUUUUAUAACACACCUGGUCCUAUACUUUGAGUCCCUUGUUGCGGGCAGCCUUUCGAGGCAUUUUUAAGGGAACUGUGACAGACAGCCUUGAGCAGAUGAAUACAGAGGCUGUCUACUUCUCUCCAAGACCUCUGUGUUUAAUUGUGCCUAAAGAAGCCAGAGUUUCUUUAUGCCUCCACCUCUUCUCAUUCAUUUAUUUAAAAAUACCAAAAUAACAAGUUGCAUAGGAGUGUGGGAUGUGGUUUCUGCCCUCUAGAGAGAGAUCAGAAUUCAACUAGUACUACAGAAUGCCCUUUGGAAUGUUAGGCCAAGCACUCUGUGUGGACUGUCAAACUUGCCUAGGCAUUAGAUUGUCAAAUCCGAUCAUAACUACUUUAUGAAACAAACAAACAGUCUGACACAAUUUCUAAGACCUAGGGGGAGUCCAUUUAUUUCAGCAUUUGAUUCAAUAAAUGUUAAGUUGAUAGAAGACUUGGAAUAGUUGAAAUGCAUUAUUGUGGGAUUUCCUAGAGAUUUUUUUUUUCUCCACAUGGUUGCUACACCUCUGCUGUGUUAUCACUAUGGAAAUAAAUGUGAAGCUGUGGAUGUGGCACAGGGCUCUUUUCUGGGGAGGAGAAGGCGGUGAGUUGGGUGUCUGGUUGCGCUGGAGGCAAGAGGUAAGAGCCAAGUGGUGCCGGAACCAGUGGCGAGGGUAGAAGCCCAUAGACCUGGCGCCAGACGAUACCUCAGACAGGCAGGGGUUUGGGUCUCGCCUCAGGUGCUGGCCGGGCAGCGCAGCCCCGCUGUUUAAGGGGCAGUGACGUUUCCCUCUGGAACCCCCAUGGGGAGCACGGACAAACCAGCAUUCCCCGCUGCCGGUGUGAUGGGGCAUGACUAACCCCAGUGUUGUCUCUGAGUAGAGGAAUUGGUAAUGGCCUGGCCGUGGUAGGGCCUGGGACAGGCAGUGAUUUGAUUUCGCUCCUUCAGGAAUGAAGAACAGUAGCUCUUUGGUUCUUAUGACACUUCCUCCCAGGACCUGUAUGAAGGAUUUGUGCAAAAGUAUAAAAUGACCCACAGGAAACAUUCAGUAGCCACUGAUUAUUACAUGGAAUUUGCAGCAAUAAUGAAUGUUAAAUGGAGAGAGAGUGGCUCAGUCCACUGAAAUCUUACACAGUUUGUGUGUUAAUGUUCUGUUUUUGGAAAACAGUAAUAGGAAUACAGAUUGUCUUUCCUUGUGAAAUUAUUUUCUUUUUAAACCUGGUAAAUGUUUCGUUUUCUCUCUCCACUUUAGUUCACAUCUCAGCCGCAGUAUUGCUUUCUUCUGAUUUUUCCUUUAAAAACCUGCUGAUGGAAGCUUUUUUAUACAGACUUUAAAUCGCUGUAGUAAGAGAAUUAGGCUUUGUGAGGGAUUGAAAAUAGACAUAUUGCAUGGUUUUUCUUUUCCUGUUGUGACCUGGAAGCCUUUGCAGACUUUCAGUCUCUGUCUUGCCGAGGUGCGUGAGCAAGAGAACAGACACUGCCCUGGAUGGUAGCGAAGCUGUGCCGAGACCCUGUAGCCGACUGCGCAUGCCUGUCCAGCACCACUGUUGAGUCGCGGCCUUCGGGAUUCUAAUUUGGGCCAAGUCAAGGUCAACUCCAUUUUUUAAAUGGGGGAGGCUUUAAAGAUUCCUUUCUCUGAUGUGAUUGGGUAUGGAAAGGGGAAGUCGGACCACACUUGUUCAAAAUUACUAGUGGAUUGCAUAGAAAUGAUAGAAAUGUGGGGUUAGCUUCCUUCAUGUGUGUCUUAGACUUUCUCUUCCUGUCUCUCCAUAUCCCCUUUAUUUCUUUAAGGAAAAGUCUGUAUUUGCGGUCUUUAGUUCUUUUAAGUCUAGUGGAUUUAUUCUGUACAUAAUUGCCAUGAUUUGGGGGUGGGGAUCAGAAACAAUCUUAUUGACGCUCACAGAAUUUUUAGUAGAUGAACAGUGAUGACAUAUUCGAGAUAUUUUGAAUGCCAAAAUGCUUGAGAACUUUGCCAGAUUAAUACUUAAUAUGUUUUAGAAUGUAGGUUACUGAAGAAGUAGGAUGACCAAGAAUAGCUCUAUUACUCCUGAGAACACUCGGAGAAAGGAAAACAGUUUGCUUCAGUGUCAUGGUUGGUGUGGAGUCACCGUGGAGCUGGUGUGUCCCACAGGCCUACGCUCAGCAAAGGUUAAGCUCAAGAGGGAGGAAGUCCUCUCUCCUGGGUUAACAGCGCAGACAGCGUGGGCAGUGGCCAUGCACCUUAAGAAUUCACCCUGCCGAGCGGAUACGCUGUCUUACUUAACGGAUUCUUGUGCUUCGCCUGUAUUAAAAAGCGUCGGACUGCCUCUCCUUGAAACUGAUAAAACCUUCUAUAAGCCUCAGUUAAUGAGCUUGCACAAUCUUGUAUAUGUAUAGGAAAUUCCUGUCUUCCAAUGUGACGACUAAUGUAUGGUACCAUUCUGUAAAGCUGAUUAAAAAGGGAGAGCAGUAGAAUUCCCUGGAUUUUAUGUUUCCAUUAACUAUUUUGCAUGCAGAAGUAGUUUCGAAAGUUUCUUUGACUUCAAAUGUUACUAAUUUCUCCAUGAUGAUUCACACUCGUCUUUUUCAUUUGAACCUCUAAGGAUAUUUGUUAAGUGUGGUCCAGGAGGGAAUGCGCGUGAACUCACGGUUACUAACGCGAUGGUGAACAUUUACUGUUUUCACACAGUUCGUAUCUGACCCUCGUGUUUGGUAGCUACUCAUCAGCCCUAGUUCUGCGAGCAGAAGUCCCCGUUCCGGUAUUCACUGAAGCCUUUAUUCACCUUUGCGGCUGAGGGGCGGUGCUGUUAGACCAGGAGCCCUCGUCACAGGCUGACUCUGCAGGCUUCCUCCACUGUCAGAAAGGUGCUUGCCCUAUAUUGAUCACACCUUGUUUAGAAGGAAACAAAAAAUUUCAAUGGGGGUUCCAUUUGCAUCCAGUCUGCUCAGUAUUAAAAUUAAUGUAUCACUUGCCUAAAACUGAAAAUUGAAUUCAGCUUUUCUUGCCAACUUGGCAUUACCUGUGUGCUUGGACUUCUGUUAUAUUUGUACCCACUCAACCCCUCUCUCCAAGUAAGUGGCUCUAUAUGCUUUCCCGAAGGAUGCUGAGCUGUGACACUGUUGAGCUAGGCUUUCCUGUAGGGCCGCCUGUAAGACAUGUCAUGAUCCUGAGAAGCAAGAUCAUUUCUCAGAAGCACCUCUUGGCUAUGAAUGUGUCCUCUGCCUAGAGAUGUAAAGAUUCAUUGAAGAGCUUUUGCUUCAGUCAUUUCAUUCCAGAAGAAUCGUUUUCCAUCUUCUUGGGGGUACCAAAAUGCAGUAUGUAGACUUAAAAAAAAUUUUUGACCAAAGAGACCAGAAAAUCUCUGGCCGUGGGGAUCCUGAAAACAUCUUCCACAUUUGGGAAUAGCUCUCAGUUCCGAGUCAUUGAACCUGUUGUAGAUGCUGAACAUGAAAACCACAGUAGACUUAUUUCUGUUAACUAGGAAUUCAGCAUAUUGCUGGCCAAAAACAUUAAAUUUUAUGUUCCUGUGAAAA